UCCUUUCGGAAGAGAUACUUUUAUUCAGUCUCACUGAUGUUCACGGUUCACUUCUCUUUUACUCCAAUCUAACCCACGCCUCCUCCCUGUUUUAUGCAGUCUAACGUUGCCGCUGACUCUGUAUUUGCCUCCCGCUCCCCACCCCAGCAGCAGCAGCAGAGGCUGAAGGCAGAGCCUGGAAAGCCCAGAUAGCUAGCUGGCAGGGAGUAGGAUUAACUACAGCGAGUAGCUUUAUUUUUGUUUGUAGUCAGAAAGAGAGGGAGUGGAAAAUAAGAGUAGAGAGGUGGGGGCGGAAGAAGACAACGGAGUGAGUGGAAUAGCCAAUGUAGUAAGAAUAACUUUAAUCAAUAUUAUAAUAAUAAUUUAAAAGAAUAGAAAAGCUGGGGGACGCAUGCGCAUGGAUGGCGAGCCGCCGUCCCCGGGUGAGGAGCCCGCCGCUAACCGAUCCGAUCCAAACAAAGAUUUCCAUCUGUCUGCUGGUACUGAUGGUGAAUUUCCCAUGGGAUCAGAACGGAUGGAGAUGCGUAAACGGCAGAUGUCAGUACCCCAGGAGACAGCAGACUGUACUCCAGGCCAACAUGAAGUGGGGAAUAGAGCAUCUAAUGCCUGUUGCUUUUGUUGGUGCUGCUGUUGUAGCUGCUCAUGCCUUACUGUUAGAAACCAAGAAGAUGAAAGAGCAAGGAGGGCUUCCUAUGAACUUAGAACAGAAGGACUUCCAACCUGUGAAGAAAGCCCCACACCUACUCUGGAAGAAGUGAAUGCCUGGGCUCAAUCAUUUGACAAGUUAAUGGUCACUCCAGCGGGAAGAAAUAUUUUCCGGGAGUUCCUCCGAACAGAAUUCAGUGAAGAAAAUAUGCUAUUUUGGAUGGCCUGUGAAGAACUGAAACAGGAGGCUAACAAAAGUGUUAUAGAAGAAAAGGCAAGACUGAUUUAUGAAGAUUAUAUUUCCAUUCUUUCUCCUAAAGAGGUUAGCCUGGAUUCCCGAGUAAGAGAAGUCAUCAAUAGGAACAUGCUAGAGCCAUCACAACAUACAUUUGAUGAUGCACAACUUCAAAUUUAUACCUUAAUGCACAGAGACUCAUAUCCUCGAUUUAUGAACUCUGCUCUUUAUAAGGAUCUACUCCAGUCCUUAUCUGAGAAAUCCAUUGAAGCAUAGGAUUUUCAACUGUAUUUAUUAUUAACAUUAACAAAAGCAACAACAAUAAAUUUGUAAGCCACAUCUAAGGACAAGAGAUUUAGAGAUGAUAGUAUCUUUAUCUGACUUAAUACUCAGGCAUAUUUUAAUAAUGGACAUUGUUUCCUUUGGCAGAGGGCUUUAAAGCCACAAACCAAAAUAUAUUCACCAAUCACCUUUAGUGAUGUUUUGGAGCAAUAUGAAAAAUAUAGAUUGUCCUUUUACAAAGAUAUUUUUAUUCUUAAAAUUAUAGCAGCAUGUUCUCAAAGGUAAAAGCCACCCUUAUAGAAGAUUUCCAUUCUGAUUUAUUUGGUACAAUCACUGAAAAAAAAAAAAAAAAAAGGUCAACAUUUAGACUUUUUGUAUGAUUUAUAAGAAUGGCUAAUUGUCAUUCCAAAAAGAAAAGCUACUCAGUAGAAAUCUGCUAAAUCCAUUUGUGCCACUACCACUGGGCACAAAAUAGAUUGAAAUUCACAUAUUAUAGGCAUCCUUUAGUAGAUAUGUAAAGGAAUUUGCUUCACACAUAUAUGAAUAUACAUAUAUAUGUAUAUACAAUAUAUGUAAGCAGCGUUCCCUUAAUAUAAAACAAUCUCAAAUGUGUGGGCAAUAACAUUGAAACACACUGCUUAAAAAAUUCUUUUACUGAAAGAGUUACUGUUAUUUUAAAAUCAAGGUUUGGAUAAAAAAUGAAUUAAGUUACUGAAGUAUUCAUGUUUACAAAAAUGGUAUCAACUGAGAUUGCUUCCAUUUUUACACUCCAAAAAAUAAAGCACAAGAGUUUUA
Molecule: messenger RNA, 1957 nt
Organism: Antechinus flavipes (yellow-footed antechinus)
Lineage: Eukaryota; Metazoa; Chordata; Mammalia; Dasyuromorphia; Dasyuridae
Gene: RGS20
Product: regulator of G protein signaling 20
Exons: 5
Coding region: 392-1156 (254 amino acids)
Source: RefSeq, a predicted model, not a curated record